AUCCAAUCUAACGGUUGAAAUUGUGUAAGAUCUUAUUAGAUCAACAAGAACAUUUGUUUUCUUUGGUUAGAGGAAAGAAAAUUAAGAUGGUUUUGGAAGAUGAGAAGAAGAAAGGAGAAGCGUCAGGAGAGACAUCAGAGAAAAUUGGGUUAAGCAGAAAGAACAGUGAGAGCUCUUUGUCUCCUACAGAGGAUGAUGAUGAAGAUGAAGACAAGAAGCUCGAACUCGGUCCCAUGAUCGCUCUCAAAGAACAACUUGAAAAAGACAAGGAUGAUGAAAGCCUGAGGAGAUGGAAGGAACAGCUUCUUGGCGUUGUGGAUUUGGAGGAUGUCGGAGAAACACCAGAUCCAGUAGUAAAGAUACUAGAUCUCACAGUUAGAUCACCGGACAGAGAGGAAAUGGUAUUGACAAUACCAGAUGAUGGGUUACCAAACCCGAAAGGCCCUUGGUUUACGAUAAAGGAAGGUUCUAAAUACACACUUGUCUUCAACUUCCGUGUCACAAACAAUAUCGUUUCGGGCCUUCGCUAUAACAAUACCGUAUGGAAAACCGGUGUUAAAGUGGAUAGUACGAAAGCAAUGCUUGGGACGUUUAGUCCUCAAGCCGAGCCUUACCAACAUGUAAUGCCUGAAGAAAUGACACCGUCUGGUAUGUUUGCUAGAGGAUCCUAUUCCGCAAGAACUAAGUUUGUCGAUGACGAUAACAAAUGCUACUUGGAGAUCAACUACACCUUUGACAUCCGCAAGAGUUGGCAAUGAUCCACCGUAUAUACAUUCUCCAAAGCCUAAACCAAAGCUCAUUUGAAUAUUUGAUAAUAUAUAUACAUUUUAAUCUUCAUUCGAUUUUGCGGACUAGAAAAUUGAUUUAGCUUUUGAUUAAAUGAGCAUAAUUAAU
Arabidopsis arenosa is the source of this 894-nucleotide messenger RNA. Lineage: Eukaryota; Viridiplantae; Streptophyta; Magnoliopsida; Brassicales; Brassicaceae. The record is from the annotation of a GenBank genome assembly.